UUUGCAAAUAAAGGAUGUUUUCAUUAGUUCAUUAGUUACAAAUGUCGUUAUUUACAUAUUGGUGAAUUCAGAUUUUUUUUAAUAAUGGGAUCGGGCUUCCUGAACGAACUAAACAGAAAGGCUUCAUGAGGUGUCACGACGCAGAAGUUUGCAGCUUGACAGCUUGAAAGUCGGAGCUCUCAAAUUUUUAAAUUCUAAGACUCGUUCGUUUAAAGAAUGAAUGUUGUUUGGAUUUUUAUCUUGUACCAUUCCGUUUUGGGUGUCCGAUGCACGACAGAAGACAACCUACCAAACUUUGUGCUAAUAAUGGUUGAUGACUUGGGCAUCGGUGAUCUGGGAUGCUAUGGAAAUACCACCAUAAGAACUCCCAAUAUUGACAAACUUGCUAAUGAAGGAAUGAAGUUAAAUCAUCACAUUGCUGCUUCGCCAUUAUGCACCCCCAGUAGAGCCGCAUUUAUGACUGGGAGAUACCCUGUUCGAUCAGGAAUGGCUAGCACAGGCAGAAUUGGAGUAUUUAUAAUAGCAGCUGCAUCAGGCGGACUACCAACUGAGGAGCUUACAUUUGCUAAACUUGCAAAGCAGAAUGGGUACUCCACAGGAUUUAUAGGUAAAUGGCACCUGGGUUUGAACUGUGAAAGAAGAGAUGAUUUUUGUCACCAUCCACUAAAUCAUGGUUUUGAUUACUUUUAUGGAAUUACAAUGACAAAUUUAAGAGAUUGUUCGCCUCAGCAUGGCACUGUUUUUUGUAAAGCAUCAGAGUUUAAAUUAAUUGUCCCAACCUUAGUCUUAAUUAUACUUUUGCAUUUUGUGGGAUUAGUGACUGUCCCAAGGAUGCUGUUACAGCUACUGGCUCUGCUCGUAACAAUUUCUGUCAUUGUUUUUGCACUUUUUGUUUUUACAUUUCCCUAUUUCAAUUGCUUCUUAAUGAGAAAUCAUCAGAUUAUAGAGCAGCCAUUUGCUGCAGAAAAUCUCACUCAAAAAAUGACAAAUGAAGCCAUAAAUUUCAUUCAGAGAAAUAGAAAACAGCCAUUCUUAUUGGUGUUUUCUUUUGUGCAAGUCCAUACUGCACUUUUUGCAUCUAAGGCAUUCAGAGGAAAAAGCAAUCAUGGAUUGUAUGGAGAUGCUGUGGAAGAAGUAGACUGGGGUGUAGGUCAGAUAAUUAAUAAACUUGAUGCCCUUGGCAUAAGUGGGAAGACUCUUGUCUAUUUUACGUCAGACCAAGGAGCUCAUCUGGAAGAAAUAUCAAGCCAAGGUGAUGUCUAUGGGGGAUCAAACGGUAUUUUUAAAGGGGGAAAAUCAACUAACUGGGAAGGAGGAAUUCGUGUACCUGGUCUUUUAAUGUGGAAGGGGGUAAUACAAGAAGGUAUGCAAAGUGAUGAACCAACCAGCAAUAUGGAUAUAUAUCCCACUGUUGUUUCUCUGGCUGGAUUAAAAGUACCCAGUGAUAGAGUCAUAGAUGGACAGAAUUUGAUGCCUCUUUUGCAAGGAAAGACUAAACGUUCUGAACAUGAAUUCUUGUUCCAUUACUGCAAUUCCUAUUUAAAUGCAGUAAGAUGGCAUCCAAGAGAAAGUAAUUCUGUCUGGAAAGCUUUUUUCUUCACUCCUAAUUUCUAUCCCAGUGAUUCAGACCUUUGCCUCGACACCCAUGUUUGUUUUUGCAUGGGUACGUAUGUCACCAUUCAUGAUCCACCUUUGCUUUUUGAUCUUUCCAAAGACCCAUCAGAGAAGAAUCCACUGACCCCAGCAACAGAACCACAGUUCUACUCGGUGUUGGAUGUUAUACAAGAAGCUGUUGUCAAUCAUUCACGAACUUUAAGUGAUGUUCCAAACCAGCUCUCUGUGAAUAAUAUCAUAUGGAAACCCUGGCUACAGCCAUGUUGCUCUUCUUUAACCAAUUUAUGUGUUUGUGCUAAAGACCAAGAAACAGCAACUUCUGAGAAAGACACUGAACUUAAAUAAAGUGAAAACGUACAGCUCCUUUACUGAGGUUGCCUGUGUCAACGACAGUCACAUAGUCUACGCUUACUGUAUUUUUAGCUGGAUUUUUAACAUUAGAAAAUGUGCUUCUUACAAGAAAAUAAAUUAACACUUAUUUGGGUGGGA
Molecule: messenger RNA, 2103 nt
Organism: Erpetoichthys calabaricus (reedfish)
Lineage: Eukaryota; Metazoa; Chordata; Cladistia; Polypteriformes; Polypteridae
Gene: sts
Product: steroid sulfatase (microsomal), isozyme S
Exons: 11
Coding region: 217-1959 (580 amino acids)
Molecular function (GO): arylsulfatase activity
Source: RefSeq, a predicted model, not a curated record